Saprolegnia parasitica CBS 223.65 is the source of this 495-nucleotide messenger RNA. RefSeq lists its product as hypothetical. Lineage: Eukaryota; Oomycota; Saprolegniomycetes; Saprolegniales; Saprolegniaceae. The transcript is spliced from 2 exons. The record is from RefSeq and is a predicted model, not a curated record. Bases 1 to 495 code for a protein of 164 amino acids.
AUGAGAGCCAUCCUCGCGGCCAUCGUGGUAACGUUAUCGGCCAUCGCCCACACCGUCGCAGCUGCGGCGUCGCACGCGAGCACAAGCUCGUCCAGCUCGAACACCCACGCGAUAUUGCCGCUCGCUUCGACAAGCGCCUCAACGAUUGCCACCCUGCCCAUCCUGCGAUCCGUGGUGGUCCCUUCCAGCACCAUUGACCAUCAAGUGACGAGCACAGCCAACGCAUUGAGUAGCUCCAUGGUUGCACUUUGGAUCAUCGUGGGCGGCGUGAUUGCCCUCGUCAUUGCGUGCGUCUUCUUCGUCGUCAAGGCGUGCGCCAAGCGCCGCCAGCCCGUGACCAAGCUCAGCGUGAUCGACACGCUGGAGCUGCGGCAGUUUGACCAGCUAGUCGUGCCGCUGGGUCCUAUGCACAGCGCCCACCAAGCGCCUGCGCAGGACGAGGUCCCUCGCUCCUCGCGCUUCAACCUGCGGCCGCUGCCCUACGACCCGCAGUAA